Molecule: messenger RNA, 1467 nt
Organism: Cucurbitaria berberidis CBS 394.84
Lineage: Eukaryota; Fungi; Ascomycota; Dothideomycetes; Pleosporales; Cucurbitariaceae
Product: MFS transporter-like protein
Exons: 6
Coding region: 1-1467 (488 amino acids)
Biological process (GO): transmembrane transport
Cellular component (GO): membrane
Molecular function (GO): transmembrane transporter activity
Source: RefSeq, a predicted model, not a curated record
AUGGCUACCACAACUCCAUCCAACCCGAUAGUUACGAAAUCUUCUUUCGAGCUGAUUGAUAACAUUAGUGUCAAAGACCAGCUUGAUAAGCCUCAACACCAUGUCGAGCUUGACAAGUUUGGUGCGGCCGAGAAGUCCGACCCUGCUGAGAUUGCCCUCGUGAGGAAGAUUGAUCUCUACAUGCUCCCAAUCCUGUGGCUCAUGUACUUCUUCAACUUCCUCGAUAGAAAUGCGAUUGUCAACGGCAAAAUCAACGGCCUUGACAAAGAUCUUGGAAUGAAAGGGACGGAGUACAACACUUGUGUCAGCAUCUUUUUUGUUGGCUAUCUCGUUGGCCAGGUUCCUUCGAACAUGAUUUUGACCCGUGUCAAACCCGCGUGGUAUAUGUCCGGCUGGAUGAUGGCAUGGGCGAUCGUGAGUACCCUCAUGGCCAUUGUCAAGGGUUACCAUGGGAUGUUGGCAGCUAGAUUCAUGCUCGGUAUUGUGGAAGCCCCAUUUUAUCCAGGCGGACUAUACUUGAUUAGUCUGUUCUAUAAGCGUAAGGAGACUGCUGCUCGACUCUCUAUAUUCUACACCGGGAACCUGCUUGCGAGUUCCUUCUCCGGUCUUAUCGCCGCUGGAGUUUUCUCAGGCCUCGACGGCCGGAAUGGUUGGGAGGGCUGGAGGUGGCUUUUCCUUAUUCAAGGUCUCAUCACAGUUGGAGUUGCUGUUGCGGCCUUUUUUCUACUCCCAAACGCGCCCCUCAACACCAGGUGGCUGUCUCCCGAGGAGCGACAACUGGCGCAUAAUAGAAUCGCUGCUGAUACUACCGGAAAACGAGAUAAAGUCGAUGUGUGGAAAGGUCUUCGCGAAGCCUGUUUCGAUUAUCGAACAUGGAUCUUUGCACUCAUGCAGAACUUCCACUUGUCGGCAAACGGCUUCAAGAACUUUCUCCCCACAGUCGUAAAGACUCUCGGCUUCAACGACACCAUUACUUUAGUCUUGACUUGUCCGCCCUAUCUUUUUGCCGGCGUCAUGUCCGUCCUUGUAUCUUGGUCCUCAGGAAAACUUAACGAGCGUACCUGGCAUAUCUCCAUCUCGAAACUCGUCGCAAUAAUUGGUUUCAUGAUUGGUACCCUAACCCUCAACGUGGGUGCGCGCUACUUCGCCAUGGUCCUUUUCGUAGGCGCAACGUACGGCGUCAACAACAUCAACCUGGCGUGGGCUGCCGCAGUGUUGGGUCAGACCGACGAAAAGAGGGCCGUCGUUCUCGCCAUUUCGAACACACUCGGAAAUCUAUCAUUUGUCUAUACUCCGUACUUAUGGCCUGAUUCUGACAAACCGCGCUUCGGCAUGGCGAUGUGGGCUUCCGUUGGGUUCUCCGCAGGUGUCGUCCUCUGUGCUUGGGUGUUGAGAUUCAUCAUGCAGAGGGACAACAGGAAGAUCAGGGCUCAGGAUAAUGAGGCCGUGAACUUUUACGUUUACUAG